AUGUCUUCAUUGGCUCUCAAAAUUGGAAGUUUAUUAGUGCGGACGCUGUCAAAACCGAUAGCGAAUACAAUAAAAGCGCAAGCAAAAGAACACAAGACAUUCCGAAAGGUUUGCAUUGAUUUCGCGCAAAUGAUGCAUCGAGCAGAAUUCAAAAUUAUGGGUGCUAAUCGCGCCCGCAGUGGUCUUACAAAUGUUCGAGUUCGUCCAUUAAAUGAUGCAAAAGCGGUAGAUGCAGGUGCAAAUUUUCUUUCCGAAACUUUUGUAUUUACUGUUGCCGGCGGCGCAAUCCUUUUCGAGACUUGGAGAGUGAGACGAAAAGAAAAGAAUCGGCGUGACAAUAUAACUGAGGCUAUAUUUGGGCUUCAACAAGAAAUUAUUCGUAUCAAUGGUAUAUUGGAGAAGCAAAUGUUAGAAAAAAAAGUUAAGGGUACCCAAGGUGAAAGAAAUGAUAAUCAUACGGAUGAGGAUUUUGAAGAACUUCAUAAAGUAAUGCAUGCUGUGGAACAGGAAUUGCAUACAUUAUCUUCUAAGGAGAAGGAAGAGUCUAAAGAAAGGAAAAACGAUGAUUCAAAUCAAGAUUCAAGUAAUUCGUCAUCCUCUCCCACUUUGUAUGCUUCCAGUAAUUCGUCUGUUCGAGAGCCCGCCGAACUGUCUAAGAGUCCGUCACUUCUCUCUCAACCCGUAAAAUCCGCAAACUCUCCAAAUUCAUGA
Messenger RNA from Schizosaccharomyces octosporus yFS286, 711 nucleotides. Its product is annotated as optic atrophy 3 family protein. NCBI's taxonomy places the organism in Eukaryota, Fungi, Ascomycota, Schizosaccharomycetes, Schizosaccharomycetales, Schizosaccharomycetaceae. Gene Ontology annotation, cellular component: mitochondrion. The transcript is spliced from 3 exons. Gene Ontology annotation, biological process: regulation of lipid metabolic process. The record is from RefSeq and is a predicted model, not a curated record. Bases 1 to 711 code for a protein of 236 amino acids.